GAAACGUGUGUCGAGAUCUGCAGGAGAAGCAUCUCCUGUGAGCGCGGCGAGCGGAGGAGACACGUCGUAGCGAUGCAAAGUGAAGGUUGUGAUGCCGGAUGUCUUUCCCACAUUGAGUUUUGAGAGCCAGAGAGGUGGGCGCCCGAGGCUUGAGUCACGUCAGUAGCCGAUCGAGGGAGAGAAGAGUCGAGCGAGAAGAUACUGUGGGAAGGAGAAGUUGACAGUGGAAGGAUUCAGGAUGAUCUUGGGAAGCGUAAACCGACCAGGGCCGGUCCCUGCCUUCCUCAGGAGCCCGCCUGUCAUCCCAGCCCCGCUGGACAUGAAGCCCUUCCUCCAGUUCCCCCUGGAGUCGCCUCACCCGGCCAGCAUCGGCCUCUUCCACAACUUCAACACAAUGGACCCUGUCCAGAAGGCGGUGAUGACACACACCUUUGGGCCACCCAUGGUGAAGACAAAGCGGCCAAUCAUCUCCUGCAAUGUCUGUCAAAUACGUUUCAACUCAGAGAGCCAGGCAGAGGCCCACUAUAAGGGGAACCGCCAUGCUCGGAGGGUGAAGGGGAUCGAGACAUCCAAGACAGCUCGUCCCCAAGAUGGUGACAAGCAACACCCUCCCUCUACUGCUUCGCCCACCCCACAAGGCCCCUCACCAUCCAGCCCUGAGCCUGAUCUUAAUAAGCAGGAUGACACCCAAUCCUGUCCCAACUCUAACAAGUCACCUUUGACCCCUAGCCACCUUCCAACACCCACACUGAGCUCAGCAGACGCAGAGUGUCCCCUCUUGCCUUCUGUCAACACGCCUCUGCCAUCCUCUCCCUCCUCCUCCUCCACGGCCCUCAGUACCCCCCCUGCGGAUCCAGCAGCGGCCGGUCUCCCUGACACCCCGUCCCCAGCACCCAGCCCUUCUUCAGGAGAGUCAGAGGAAGAGAAAGCCAAGAAGCUUCUCUACUGUUCCCUGUGCAAAGUAGCUGUUAAUUCCCUCUCACAACUGGAGGCACAUAACAAAGGUACCAAACACAAAACCAUUCUGGAAGCUCGGAGUGGACUGGGACCCAUUAAAGCAUACCCACGUCUGGGUCCCAAACCCAGCCCAGAGCAAGGAGGGGAGCUGUCCUCUGACCCCAACACUCAGGAACGCACCUUCCACUGUGAGAUCUGCAACGUCAGAGUAAACUCAGAGCUGCAGCUUAAACAGCAUAUAUCUAGCCGGAGGCAUCGGGAUGGAGUGGCAGGGAAACCUAAUCCUCUUCUCAGUCGGCACAAGAAGCGCACAGACUUUAUGGAACUUCCAAAAACUCUGGGGGCCGGACUUUUACCAAGUCCCCUGGCUGUUGCCGCAGCGAUGGCAGCAGCAGCCUCCUCCAAUCAGCUGGCAUUACGUCCUCCUGUCCCGACUUCCCACCCUCAUCCCCAUCACCACCUCCUACAGGGAACACCCCUCAGCCUGCUAAGGCCCGCUCCCGGUCCCAUCCGCACCACGCACGGGCCGAUCCUCUUCACCCCUUACUGAUGGCAAGAGAAUGAGGACGAAUCAGGAAGAAGCACACUGUGAAGUGGAGGCCUGCAACCAUGUGCCAUCAAGCGCCGAAUCAGCUGGUGUGGCUCCAGCUGGUGUUUCAUCAUCAUAAAAACAGUGAACAUAAAUGUGACUCUUCAUGGUGCACACUGUGGUUGCAGACCACUGCUGUUACAAUGACAGGGAGAACCAGAGAAAACUGACAAAUCUCAGACAUUUCAAAGAGACAGUAUGUUUCCUUUCUCCCCGGUUUCCUUUCAUCACUCAACCAAUUGCCAAUCAUCAAGCAGACUCUGCAGACAGUUUCAAGACAAGCUUAUAACCAAGUUUUUAUCAAGCAUGGACUUCUUUAAGCACCCUCCAAACUGCAACUGACUACUUAUCUUCAUCUAACAUGAUCCCACUGUAUCCGACUCAAAACCCUACCUCUCUUACGUUUUAAUGUUCACCUCUACAAGGAUUCAUUGCAUAUCCAAAGCAUUACUGUUAUCAAAAACAUGCCCGCUGGGUUAGAUAUAGUAGUUGCCUCUGAUGUUAACUGGCAUCAUGCUGUAGCUGUCACACUAUAGUGGAUUGUGCCACUGUUAAGUUCUGUUUCGUGGCCUAUAAAGAGAAAAAGGUACCAACAAUUUAUGUACUGUUUCUGCAGUUACUGGCAAACUGUACUGUAUGUACAUUUUCACAACUGGCCUAUUGGUCUAUAUUUACCUCUGUGGGAAUGAAACAGGAAGUCAAAGAGGAACAGCAAAAGGGUAGACAUUACAUAGCGUCUUAAAACUGUACUCCUAUGUACAUCAACCACAUUCAUGGUUUGGCAAAGAUGAGUUGUUGUGAAGAAGUAAUUGCUACUGGUGAACUAUGCAGCGAUCAAUGUUUAUUCUACAGACUGUGUAAAAUGCAGUAAGCUUGGAGUGAAUAAGAAUAGAACGAGAGCAAAAACCCAUGAUUCUCCAUGAAUGGGCUCUGACAAAAACCAUGUCCCAAAAAGCACAUAAGUAAAAGUCUGUGGUGAAAAUCUGUAAAUGGCUUAAAUAUGUUGAAAAUGAGAAUUAUCAUUUUUUCAUCCACACAUCAUUGUGCAAAACAGCAAGGUAUCAUUGUCUUGAUGGAAUAGUUCGAACACUGUGAGCACAGUAAGACAAUGGAUGAUUUAUGACUUUGGUAGCAGGUAUUUGCAUUAUGUGCACAUUCAAUUAUACAGACCACAUUUUCACCACAAUCCCAUACGAGGAGCGUGGAAAACAGUGGGAUGAAAGACACCAGCAUUAUUUUAACAGAAAGUAGCGAUAAGGACCACAUACACAGAUGAGUAGUUGUAUGCAAAAAAACAAUACACCAUUUUUGGUAGUAUGAUAGGCCUGUAGUGAGAACAACUGUUUAGUUUGUCUGCUCUGCCUCGUGUGCUCCAGCCCUACAUGACCCUGAACUAUCCCAGUGAAAACUGUCAAGAUGGCUUGUGAAACUUUAGAGGGAGGCUUUAGGAACCGGAAACUGUAGCAAUACUUAAGCACUCCUGCUAACUUUUCUUGUUAACUGCAAUAAAAAAAUGUCAACAAAUGUAUGAAUUGUUAUUUAGGAGAAGUGUAUUGAAACAUUACUGUAAAUGUAGAUUAUUAAAAAAAUGACAAAGGGUACAUGUUGGGGCUUCCUAAUUGUUAAAUUAAAACAAAAUGAUAUAUAAAAUCAUUAAACUGAGGU
Messenger RNA from Chelmon rostratus (copperband butterflyfish), 3211 nucleotides. Its product is annotated as zinc finger protein 385A-like. The transcript has 8 exons. Gene Ontology annotation, molecular function: zinc ion binding; nucleic acid binding. Lineage: Eukaryota; Metazoa; Chordata; Actinopteri; Chaetodontiformes; Chaetodontidae. The coding region runs from base 239 to 1507 and encodes 422 amino acids. The record is from RefSeq and is a predicted model, not a curated record. Gene Ontology annotation, cellular component: nucleus.